CCUCGCCCCCCCCCGGAUCAAGUUGCCGAAGCGAAGAAGAAGCGUCGAUGCUAUUGUCCUUCCCAACCCCUGGCUAGUGUGCUAGACAAAGCGGUGGUGCUACGCCAGGGCAUCCGAGUCUGACAAGAAGCCUCCCGCGACCAUGGUAGUAUAUAACUGCCCCGUCCGUCGGGGGUAUCCCUCGAUGGGAGAUGUCUGCUCCACUAGUUCAUUAACAACAAGAGUCUUUCGUUCGUCUUCACUUGAUCUUCUUCUGUAGCAAGACCAUUUUUACGUUCGCUCCUGGUCCCGGCGACUCGAGUAUCAACAACAUCUUGUCCCACUACACUCGCUUUUCUCGACAGCUGUUUCCCCCUCCCCUGGUUACGUUCCAGUUUCUUCCCACACAACAACAGUAACAACAAGAUGCGCUACGCACUCAUUGCCUCCGCCCUCGUGGCCAGCGCCCAGGCCCACGGUCUCAUCCGCUGGGUGUACGGCGCCAACGGCGUCAAGAUGCCCGGCCUGACUGUCAUCGACGGCACCCCGCGCAACUGCGCCGUCAACGCCUGCGGCUCGCAGGCCGACACGGGCAUCAUCCGCGACCAGGACAUCAACGCCAACAAGGCCGGCGCGCUCGGCAAGACGCAGGGCCACGGCAGCGUCGACGCCGAGACCAACGUCGCCGUCUGGUGCGGCAACAAGCCCGCCCACGCCGCCCCGGCCAACAAGGGCGCCGAGGACUCGGUCGGCGUCGAGGACGCCCUCGGCGCCUUUGCGCCCCCCCAGCAGCAGAAGAAGGAGAAGAGGAGCAAGGCUCGCCGCCAGAGCAUGCUGGACAGCCUGCUCGGCGGCGCGUCCAACCUCCCCAUCAUCGGCAUCACCGGCAUCGGCGCCACCAAGGACAUGAGCGGCAUGCCCAAGACGGAGAACAUUAUCAGCGCGACGGCCGCCAAGGGCAAGGGCGAGGGCCAGUGCAACCUUCCCACGUGCGGCAAGGACGGCAUCAUCGAGGUCGGCUGGUUCCAGGUCAACCAGGACGGUGCCGGCCCCCUCACGGGCGCCGUCGACUGCACGUCGGGCGGCAAGGACCCCAAGGCCUUCAAGACGGCCCAGGUGGUGCAGAACGCGCCGGGCUCUGGCAUCUCGGGCCUCUCCGUCGCCACCCUCGUCGAGUACCAGGUCAAGGUCAAGAUGCCCGCCGAGUGCAAGAAGUGCACCGGCAAGCUCGGCGGCGCCGACAACGUCUGCGUCGUCCGCGUCCGCAACAACGCCCUCGCUGGCCCCUUUGGCGGCUCCGGCGCCUUCACCUGCAACAUGGAGGGUGGCGCCAAGAAGCGCUCCGUCGUCUUUGAGGCGUAGAUGAAGGAUGCAAAGAGGAGUUGGUGGACAACACACACGAAAUGUGAGAAGGAUGGAACGGACGACGUGCAUGCGAGGGGGCAUUCGAGAUGUUUGGUAAUCCUAGGUGUAGGCUGACUAUGUGGGGAGGAUAUGUGCCGCUAGACGGUGUAUAAAGACCCUCGUCACGACUCGUACUCUUUUAUAAUGUUUUUUAUACAUUCAUAUUCGUUUCGACGUCGUUCAUUGACACGGGGCAAAUGGUCUUGCUGGACCGGUCUCAGGUCAGAACGAUCGGAGAAGGAGCGAAUCUUCAAAGUCACGCCUCUCAAGGUAACGAACAAUGCAGCCCCGCGCUGGGGAUCAUGGUGUGCGGGACCGGUUUUACUAUUCUCGGGAGGGCAUCGAAUUGUUCCGAAGAUAGAUCUCGGCCAUCUGAGGCCUGUGGAGUGUCUUGACAAUGCUUGGCUUGUCACACACACACACACACACACACACACACACACACACACAAGUCGCAUAAAGGUCGUGGU
Messenger RNA from Purpureocillium takamizusanense, 1853 nucleotides. RefSeq lists its product as uncharacterized. Bases 406 to 1341 code for a protein of 311 amino acids. The transcript has 3 exons. NCBI's taxonomy places the organism in Eukaryota, Fungi, Ascomycota, Sordariomycetes, Hypocreales, Ophiocordycipitaceae. The record is from RefSeq and is a predicted model, not a curated record.